UGCGAGGCUGGCUACAAUGGAAGUUUACCACAAAUGUUCCACAUGGAGAUUUACAACUCUUUAGUUGAACACAUGGUAGAUAACAUCACAAAGCUGGACAAGCCGACUUUUCUAAUAAGAAAUUUGUCUCCAGGCACAUCCUAUGUUCUCGUGAUAUACGCAUCAAAUGUCAAAGGUCGGAGUAAUUCAGUGGCCUUAGUAACAUCUACUCCUUUUCCUGCAGAAAAAAGAACAGCUCAACACGAUCAAAUGCAACUAAGUCCUGUUCUUGUUAUUUUAAUUGGUGUAAUAGCGUUAUUCGUCAUCUCAGCUGUUGUUAUUGUGAUCAUAAUUCGGAGCCAUAUUCCCAAAGAAAAUGCCAGUAAAGACGCAGUUGCUUCUGAAUGCACAAAUGACUGUGAUAGAGAGAAAAAAGAUUUGGAAGAGAGCCAAGAAAGUGCAAGUGAAAAGGGUCCCGAUAUUAUCCCUGAAUCUAAAGAGUCGGAAGUUUUCUUUACGGGAAGAGUCACAGAUUCUCCUGCCACAGAAUACGUCCAUCAAAAAUAUCUAGAUACGGCAUUAUAGUGAUUUCUAACACUCCAAAUUAUUGAACUAGGAAAGUAUGAAAUUGGAAUGUUGCCGAAUUGGAACUGGAUACAAUGAUACAUUUUGGACAUGCACCACAAGUACAAUCCUUCAACGAAAUUCUCUAUGCAAUGAUGUAUGGAAAUUCAUUUUAAAAAACAAGAAGCAUAAAGAGACGAAAUCGGUAACUUGAACAGUUACUAUGCAAUUAAAGUAAUGGAAUAUCUUUGAAACUGCUGACCCAACCGAAGUAACAUAAAUCUUCAAAGGAGUAAAUUCAUCAGAAUUCAUCAUUUACAUAAUGGAUCCAAACGAAUAUGGAACCUUUAUCCCUGUAACUGAUGUUUUCCAGUUUAUAUCUUACUUUGACCAGAUACGAGAAAAUGGAUAUCGGAACUGGAUGUGUGUUUCUAUGUAUACAUUCUUUCAAAGAAAGUACUAUGAAUGGAGUGCAACGAUUUUAUACGUUACGCUAAAAUUUUUAAUAGUUGAUAUAUGCUUGGUGAAACCUUUUGAGAUGAACAGAACUAAUUAAAGAAUGCAAAGAUGAAUAAUUGAGAGAGAGUAAAACAAAACAUUGUCAACUAAUGAUACUUUACUAAAGACAAAGCAUAGUAAGUAACAGAAAAAAUAACUUCCCCUUCUUUAUCGUAACUAAAUUAUUAUAAGAAAUUCAAAACGUAUGACUAUUUGACAUAUUCUUCAAAAACUUUCAUUUAAAUAACACGCUUUACGCGUUACCUAUUAAUGUUUUGUCUCUUCAAAUCAUGCGAAAAACUGUCCUGGAGCUAAAGGGACAUUUAUAUAUUAUUGAUGGAACGUAUCAUUAAUACAGUGCAUGGAAUAUUUGGAGCAAAAAGUAAUUUACUCUGUUAUGACUCAAUUAAUGUUUUUAUGAAUCAAUUUACAAAUGUCUGUUAAUAAUAUACGAUGUAAAUAAUUAUAUAUAUAUACAUUUUUAAUAAAAAUGUUUACAUUUUG
Messenger RNA from Stegodyphus dumicola, 1545 nucleotides. Its product is annotated as protein turtle-like. Gene Ontology annotation, molecular function: protein binding. Lineage: Eukaryota; Metazoa; Arthropoda; Arachnida; Araneae; Eresidae. The record is from RefSeq and is a predicted model, not a curated record.